Lycium barbarum (goji berry) is the source of this 2017-nucleotide messenger RNA. RefSeq names its product UDP-glucuronate 4-epimerase 2-like. The transcript has a single exon. The record is from RefSeq and is a predicted model, not a curated record. Lineage: Eukaryota; Viridiplantae; Streptophyta; Magnoliopsida; Solanales; Solanaceae. The coding region runs from base 524 to 1759 and encodes 411 amino acids.
AAAACAGCAGAAGCAAAUAGUGAAAGAACUAAUGAAAGGGACAAGGCUACACCGUUGGAGCCAAUUUGCUGAUAAAAAACUCUGACGAUACUCCUCCCUCUGCCAUAUCCAUGUACUGGGUCUCUCAUUCUUUUCUUUUUUCCCACAUUUACAGAAACCCUUUCUUCUUCUUUUGACUCUUUGCACACUCAUUCCUCUCUCUUUAUUCCAUAUUCUACCCCCCUUGUCUCUCUCUUUCUGUUAUCCUCUUUCAUAUUCCUGACCCGCUUUUCAAGACACACCUAUAUAUCCCAUUCCCCAUAUUAUAGAACGCACAAUUGCACAGACCUAGUUUCUUGAUUCUCCUUGUUUUGCAUAGCUAGUUCCACCAUUUGAUAUUCCCAUUUUACAGAUUCAAGAUUUUCUCCAUGUUCUCAGGACAAUGAAUGCUUAUUGCCAUCAAAAACCAUUUCUUGUUAUUGUAGAUUGUAGAUUUUUACUCCCAAUUUAGCCAUCAGAUAAUCAAGAAAAAAACAAAACCAACAUGGACAAGCACCGUAGAUGGACAUAUUCAAUAACGAAACUUGUUUUCUGGACAACCCUUUUUGCAGGUACCCUUCUUUUCAUAUGUUUCCAAAACUCUCCUCCAUCUAAUAAUGCUCAUCUCAAGGUGAUCAAACGGGGUAGUAGUACUAACAGUCGUAGUAGCCCCGAAUGGGAAAAACGUGUCAAAUUAUCUGCCCGUUCCGGUCAUUUCUCCAUCCUCGUCACCGGUGCAGCCGGUUUCGUUGGGUCCCACGUCUCCGCUGCCCUCAAACUCCGUGGUGACGGAGUCGUUGGCCUCGACAACUUCAACAGCUAUUACGACAUUUCAUUAAAAAGAGCCCGUCAGAAACUGUUGGAAAAUAAUGGAGUUUUUGUCAUUGAAGGUGAUAUAAAUGACAAUCAUUUGCUAAAAAAGCUUUUUGAUAUUGUGAAAUUUACACACGUAGUGCAUUUAGCUGCACAGGCAGGUGUUCGUUACGCAAUGAAGAACCCUGGUUCUUAUGUCCAUAGUAAUAUUGCAGGCCUCGUUAGUCUUUUCGAGGCCUGCAAAUCAGCUAAUCCACAGCCUGCAAUUGUGUGGGCAUCAUCUAGUUCUGUUUAUGGGCUUAAUACCAAAGUACCCUUCUCGGAAAAAGAUCGAACGGAUCAACCAGCAAGUCUAUAUGCUGCUACUAAGAAGGCUGGUGAAGAGAUUGCACAUACAUAUAACCAUAUCUAUGGGCUUUCAAUUACAGGGUUGAGAUUCUUCACUGUUUAUGGACCCUGGGGACGGCCUGAUAUGGCGUAUUUCUUUUUUACGGAGGACAUACUGAAAGGAAAGCCGAUUUCACUGUUUCAAGGUUCCAAUAAUAGAAGUGUAGCAAGGGAUUUUACCUACAUUGAUGAUAUAGUGAAGGGUUGUUUAGGGGCUUUGGAUACAGCAGAAAAGAGCACAGGAAGUGGUGGAAAGAAGAAAAAGAAUGCACAAUUAAGAGUUUUUAAUUUGGGGAAUACUUCACCUGUUCCUGUUACUAAGCUAGUUAGCAUAUUGGAGAAAUUGCUUAAAGUAAAGGCUAAAAGAAAUGUCUUGCCAUUGCCAAGAAAUGGGGAUGUUAUGUUUACUCAUGCUAAUAUCAGUUAUGCUCAGAAGGAAUUUGGAUAUAAACCCACAACGGAUUUGCAGAUGGGGAUACAGAAAUUUGUUAAUUGGUAUCUUGAUUACUAUUCAAUAAGUGAAAAGAAGAAUUCUUGGUGACCUUAUUGAUGGAGUCUAGCUAGCUGAUCAAGUAGAUGUUUACCCAGAACAGAAAACGGGAGUGUGUGUGGUUUUCCACGAGGAAUGCAUCAAACGCUUGUAUAGGCAUUUUGAUUUUUUAAUGGACGAAGUUUCUUCUUCUUCUUUUCUUUUUUUUUUUUUUCCUUUUUUCUUUGAUCAGAUGUAUUAAUUACUUCCAGUUAGGGGGAUUUAUUAUGCUAAUCAUCUUACUUAGUGUUAAUGAACUGUGGUUCCUUC